Messenger RNA from Theobroma umbraticum, 1300 nucleotides. RefSeq names its product serine/arginine-rich splicing factor RS2Z33-like. The record is from RefSeq and is a predicted model, not a curated record. Lineage: Eukaryota; Viridiplantae; Streptophyta; Magnoliopsida; Malvales; Malvaceae. Gene Ontology annotation, molecular function: zinc ion binding; RNA binding.
GCCCUCCUUUUGUUACUCCGCCACUCUGUCUACUCUCUCGCUCUCUGUCUCCCUCUCCCUCUCUUCGAGAAAUCUAGGGUUUUUCAUCUUUUUCUCCUUCUUCGCCUCCCUCCUCUGAAAUUUCCUCGAAAAAAAUGCCUAGGUAUGAUGACCGCCGCAGUGGUACUCGCCUUUAUGUCGGACACUUGUCUUCAAGGACAAGAUCACGUGAUCUAGAGGACAUGUUUAGCAGAUAUGGGAGAAUACGUGAUGUGGAUAUGAAGCGCGACUAUGCAUUUGUUGAAUUUAGCGACCCUAGAGAUGCUGAUGAUGCAAGAUAUGCAUUGAAUGGUCGAGAUCUAGAUGGAAGCCGUAUCAUUGUGGAAUUCGCCAAGGGAGUGCCCCGUGGCCCUGGUGGAUCUCGUGAUUACCCUGGAAGAGGAGGACCUACUCCUGGGUCAGGACGCUGCUUCAACUGUGGAAUUGAUGGUCACUGGGCUCGUGAUUGCAAAGCUGGAGAUUGGAAGAAUAAGUGUUAUCGCUGUGGAGAACGAGGCCACAUAGAAAGAAAUUGUCAAAACAGUCCCAAGAAACUGAGCCGCAGACCACGCAGUUACUCACGCUCACCUAGUCCCCGCCGUGGUAGAAGCAGAAGCCGUAGUUACAGCAGGGGGCGUAGCGACAGUAGAUCAAGAUCACCUGUGAAGAGAGAAAGAAGUUUUGAGCGUGACGAUAGAAGAUCAAGGAGCCCUAAGCGCCACAGGGGUUCUCCAUCUCCAUCCAAGGGGAGGAAGCAUAGUCCAGCACUCGAUGAAAGAAGCCCACGAGAGAGAGGUAGCCCUUCUCCAAGGGACCGCAGGCACACCAAUGGUUCAGAUUACAGUGCAAGUCCUAGGGGAAGGAGCAGAAGCCCAGACCGUGAAGCUGAUGGCGAAGGAAGGUCUUAUAGGAGCUCUGUGAAGGAAAACGGCCACAGCCGCAGCACUAGCCCACUCCCUAGGGAUGACAGGAGCCCAAUCUACGAUGAUGAUGAGAAUCAUGCUUCUCCUAGGCGCAGUGAAUCAAAUUAAAGCAGGUGGUGGUGGUUUGAAUGGUAUGUCUUAAUGACAACAAUCUGUGUUUGCGAGCACUUUUGAGUUUUAUAUGGAUGGAGAACUUUUCCUUCUAGAAUAUUAAGAACUGUUGAGAUUUAUUAGAGUCUGUUUCUAUAAAUCCCUCUUUAUCUUGUCUUUAGUAAAUUACUUUUUACAGCUGCGAAUGACAGUUGAUGAUUUUCUGCAUAAACUAUGAUCUAUGAUUUGCACAAUAUCACUUACUAGUA